Messenger RNA from Gongylonema pulchrum, 1878 nucleotides. NCBI's taxonomy places the organism in Eukaryota, Metazoa, Nematoda, Chromadorea, Rhabditida, Gongylonematidae. The record is from the annotation of a GenBank genome assembly.
AUGACUUAUGUGUCAUGCUUUUAUCAUGCAUUCCGCGGUGGCCAUCAGGCAGAAACGGCAGCUCAUCGUAUAAGUCGGGUGCUGAAAGUGAAUCAGGAUAACGAAAAAAUGAUGGAAGAUUAUGAGAGCAUGGCUAGCGAUCUUUUGGACUGGAUACGUCGCUGGAUGCCAUGGCUAUCGAACAGAUCGUCGACAGAAUCACUGGAUGCAAUACGCAAGAAGCUGGAUGACUUCAGGAAUUAUCGUCGCCGCGAAAAACCACCAAGGGUGGAGGAAAAAGGAAAUUUGGAAACGCUCUUCAAUACAUUGCAAACGAGACUUCGUCUUAGCAACCGUCCGGCUUUCUUGCCAAAGGAGGGACACCUCAUUAAGGAUAUCAACGCUGCUUGGCGUGGCCUGGAAGAUUCCGAGAAAGGCUUCGAGGAAUGGCUUUUAAGCGAAAUGAUGAGACUGGAAAGACUGGAGCAUCUUGCCGAGAAAUUCCGUCGCAAGUGCGCGCUUUAUGAAGAAUGGGCGUACGGCAAAGAAGACGCCUUACGGUCAGCAGACUGGCGCUCCUGCGGGCUCUACAAAAUCAAAGCACUUCGCAAGCGCCAUGAGGCAUUCGAGAGCGAUCUGGGAGCGCAUCAGGACAGAGUGGAACAAAUUGCUGCAAUCGCUCGUGAGCUAAACAAUUUGAGAUAUCCGGAUAUCGGUCCAAUUAAUGCAAGAUGCCAGGCGGUUUGCGACCAGUGGGACCGUCUCGGAAGUCUUUCUCAGCAGCGGCGCAGACAACUGGAAGAAGCAGAGCAAGUGGCAGAACGCCUUGACAGGCUGUAUCUCGAUUUCGCUAAGCAAGUACAAGAAUUACUGGACGCACACAAUCGCUUUAAAUCAACAAUUUCCGAUGCUGACAGUGAAUUUAGAGCAAUCGUCGGUAUCGAACAGGAAAUAGGUCAGCUGAUUGAGCAGCACGGCUUAGACAGAGAACUGCUGAGAAAUCCGUACACUGAUCUGUCGGGCGCUGAUAUCCGUCGCAAAUGGCAAGAGGUGCAGCACUCAAUACCGAAACGUGAUGCACAGCUGCAAAACGAGUACCAUCGUCAACAAAAUAACGAACGUUUGCGGCAACUGUUUGCCGAGAAAGCGAACACAGUUGGCCCCUGGCUUGAGCGACAACUGGAGCAGGUUUUAGCGAUUGGACUGGGCGGACGAGGAAGCCUUGAAAGUGCCGUGUCGCAGCUAAAGUCCAUACAGCAGCAGACGUUCAAUUAUAAACCGAAUUUGGAAGAGCUGGAAAGAAUAAAUCAGGAGAUGCAAGAAAACUAUGUAUUCGAAAAUCGCGCUGCUCGUUACUCCAUGGAAUCAUUGCGUGUUGGUUGGGAAUCGCUAUUAACAUCCGUGAAUAGGACAAUCAACGAAUGCGAAAAUCAAAUUUUGAUGCGCGACAGUAAAGGAAUUAGCGAGGAGCAGCUGAAUGAGUAUCGUUCGUCAUUCAAUCAUUUCGACAAGGAUAGGCAAGGCCUUGAUCUUGAGCAGCUCAAAUCAUGCCUUAUUUCAAUCGGAUACAACAUUCGUCCAGGAAAAGAGGGCGACCAGGAUAUGGGUAGGAUAUUAUCAGUGUUGGAUCCAAAUCGUAUGGGAAGAAUACCAUUUGAUGCUUUCUUAGAUUUUAUGACUCGCGAAACAGCUGAUGCGGAUACUGCUGAACAGAUGAUCGAGUCGUUCAGGAUUCUUUCAGCUGGAAAGCCCUACAUAACGGCGGAUGAGAUUCGCCGGGAGCUGCCAGCGGAUCAGGCCGAAUACUGUAUCGAGAGGAUGCAUCGUUACCAGGCAGUGAACGCUCCACCGGGUUCCUACGACUAUGUUUCGUUCAGUAAAAGUUUGUACAGUCACUGA